UCUCCAGAAGUGUGUGACAGCUGCGGGCAUUUAAUCACAGACAUGGUGCUGCAGGCUCGUGGGAAGUCCUACCACCCGUCCUGUUUCUGCUGUGUGGUCUGCAGACGAAGCCUGGAGGGUCAGCCCUUCACUGUGGACGCACACAACAGGGUUUACUGUGUCAGCGACUACCACAAGGUUCAGGCUCCUCUGUGUGCUGCAUGCAGAGCACCGAUACUGCCGACUGAGGGAUCCACAGAGUCUAUUCGAGUGGUUUCAUUUGACAGAAAUUACCACGUAGAGUGCUACAGUGGAGAGGUUAACCUCAUUUGAAGACUAUUGCAGGUUGACAGUCCACAGUAUUUUAUCUGUUGUUUUAGG
Messenger RNA from Centropristis striata (black sea bass), 360 nucleotides. It is a transcript of the gene limd1b, whose product is annotated as LIM domains containing 1b. Lineage: Eukaryota; Metazoa; Chordata; Actinopteri; Perciformes; Serranidae. The transcript is spliced from 4 exons. Bases 43 to 312 code for a protein of 89 amino acids. Gene Ontology annotation, molecular function: transcription corepressor activity. Gene Ontology annotation, cellular component: nucleus; adherens junction; transcription regulator complex. The record is from RefSeq and is a predicted model, not a curated record. Gene Ontology annotation, biological process: cytoskeleton organization; positive regulation of miRNA-mediated gene silencing; regulation of DNA-templated transcription.